AUGAACUUCAGUUCUCACCUGCCAUCCAGCUUCCUAUUUCAGUUCUUGGGCUUUCUACGGCCGGGGAGCGGCAGCCGACUCACUGGGGAAUCAGACCUGAGGAUCAUCCUGGUCGGUAAGAGUGGAGGUGGGAAAAGUGCAACAGGAAACACCAUCCUUGGGCAGGAGAAGUUUGAAUCCGUACUUAAGGCAAAGCCUCUUACUCAGAGAUGUAGUGAAGGCAGCAGGACCUGGAAUGGAAGGAAGGUUGUGGUUAUCGACACGCCUGCUAUUUUUGACACCAAGGACGCUGAUGAACAAACCACCCAUGAGAUCAGUCGCUGUAUGGAGCUCUCCUCCCCAGGCCCCCACGCUCUGGUGCUGGUGACCCAGCUGGGCCGUUUCACUGAGGAAGACCAGCGCGCCGUGAAGAAAGUACAAGAGAUUUUUGGCCCAGAGGCCAUGAAGUACACAAUCGUCUUAUUCACCUGCAGAGAAGACUUACAGAGUGGAACCCUGGAGGAGUAUAUCUCCCACUCGGAUAACAAAGAGAUUCUGCGGCUGAUCGAGCAGUGUGAUGGCCGAUACCAAGCUUUCAACAAUAAAGCUACAUGGGCGGAACGGACUGCCUGGGCCGAAGAGCUGAUGACUAAGGUUGCUGAUAUGGUGGAGAGGAAGAAAGGCCAUCUGGUGUGUAAAGCACCCGAGAAGCUUCUAAAAGAGGGUGAGCCAGAUAAAGGUAAAAAUAGGAUGGGCAAAGUGGAAGAUGAUAUGCAAGUGGAUAGACAGGAAGGAGCUCAAGGGGAAGAGCACUCAUCCAGGGAAACAGGGAAAUCCCCUAGGGAAAAAACAGAACUGCAGACAGAAGAAACCAAAAGGCCGGGGAGCAGCAGCCUACUCACUGGGGAAUCAGACCUGAGGAUCAUUCUCCUCGGUCAGAGUGGAGGUGGGAAAAGUGUGACAGGAAAAACCAUGAUUAAGAUUGCUGAUAUGGUGGAGAGGAAUCAAGACCAUCUGGUGUGUAAAGCACCCGAGAAGCUUCUAAAAGAGGGUGAGCCAGAUAAAAGUAAAAAUAGGAUGGGCAAAGUGGAAGAUGAUAUGCAAGUGAAUAGAUAG
Messenger RNA from Mauremys reevesii (Reeves's turtle), 1095 nucleotides. RefSeq names its product GTPase IMAP family member 9-like. Lineage: Eukaryota; Metazoa; Chordata; Testudines; Geoemydidae. The coding region runs from base 1 to 1095 and encodes 364 amino acids. The transcript is spliced from 3 exons. Gene Ontology annotation, molecular function: GTP binding. The record is from RefSeq and is a predicted model, not a curated record.